Molecule: messenger RNA, 5977 nt
Organism: Rosa chinensis
Lineage: Eukaryota; Viridiplantae; Streptophyta; Magnoliopsida; Rosales; Rosaceae
Product: TMV resistance protein N
Exons: 8
Coding region: 1436-5671 (1411 amino acids)
Biological process (GO): signal transduction; defense response
Molecular function (GO): protein binding; ADP binding
Source: RefSeq, a predicted model, not a curated record
UAGAUUUCUCAUAUAAGCUUUGUGCACUUUUUCCAAGUUCUGCAAAUCAAUCACAAUGUGGCCUGUGGUCGGUUAUGGGAUCAUUAGAAUGUGAUCACCACCAUUUUCUGGGCUUGAGCUUGAUAUCAAUUCCAAUAUCUUGGACCUUUUUGGUGCAUACGAUUGGAUUGGAUUUGCUAACUCAUUACAGUGAAGGAAGAAAUGGAGGCUCAUUUCUAACUUUUCUGCAAGUUGAAGAAAGAAGAUGGUGGUUAAAUGAAGGACACCUAUGGUUCCAAUCUGCACAAGAUGUGAUAUCAAUUCCUUAUAACUAAUCCAACUUCUUCCCUCAAAUUGGAGAAAAGUUGGAAGUCAGCCUCCAUUUCAUCCUUUAAUACACGUUGAAUCUAAGGAUUUUACACAUCCAAUCAGUCCAAGUCACCAAAGGAGACCAUAAAGUUGGUGUGUGUUCAUCUUAAGGAGGAACAUCAGCUCUUUCCUCUUCACAAAAAAGGGUGAACGAAGGAUGAGAAUGUAGAUUCUGUUUUGAUUUAUAAGUAAAAGUUGAAUGUUGGAUUUGUUUUAGGUAGUCACACAUCCAGAGGGAUAUGGAUCAAAUGUAAAAAGAAGGGAUCCAACAUCAAACUCCGAAGGUAUGGCUCUGCUUAAUUAUGGAUAAUAUUAUACAUACCCAUGAGCAAUGGACAUGCAGACAACAGUGCUGCCAGUUUCCGAAGUCUGCAAGUUCUAGAAUGAACUUGUAUAUAUAUAAAUCUAUAUGUAUGUGUGUGUGUCUAUAUAUAUAAUUUGUAUUCAAGAAGCACUUGCUUUUGUUGUCAUAAUGCCUGAUGUUGUCACUAUUACUUCCCUAACUCCUGCCUCAUGCAAGUCAACAAUGGGAAGAAGCUGUGCAGUUAUCUGAAAACAUGAUUGGCAGCAGAGUAUUUCUGGUAUUGUUACAUUCAAUGGUCAUUUGGAUGCUUUAGCCUUCAUGCAAGGAAGGGAAGCAGCAGAGACACUUGAUUAGUUUUGUGGAAGAAAUGAUCGAUAGGGGUAAGGCCUGAUCCUUGAACUAUUACUUACUGUUGUUUAGUCCUUAAGUUUAUGGUAUGUGCCAUUUAGGUCAAUGUGGACAAGCCCCAAGGUUGUCUGAUGAAAUGGUUGGUCAUGGAAUUUUAUUUGAUGCCAUAACUUUGACAAUGCUUUUGAUACUCUCUUCAAAACAAGGAUGACAAAAGGGCCCCCAAAGCAUUUGAGGCACAAUUCAAUUGGUAUGCGAUAUGGAGUUGAGCACAACUAACAGUAUGUUGAUUGAAAAAUAUUGUCUGAAUGAGAAAGUGGAUAAGGCAAAUGAGAUCUUUAUUUUACUGAUAGUCGACAGCAAAGAGCCACAUAUAGGAACUUAUGCUUGUUUCUUUGGGAGCUUUGUAAUUUUGUGAGCACAUUUCAGCUUUCAAUGGUGAUCAUUGAAGAAGCCUCUUAUUCAUCUCCUUCUUCCACCCGUCCAUGGAAAUACCAUGUCUUUUUGAGUUUUAGAGGUGAGGAUACACGCAAUAAUUUCACAGGACAUCUGUGCAGCGCUUUGCGUCAGAAGGGAAUCAACACCUUCAUGGAUGAUGAGCUCAGAAGAGGAGAAGAUAUAUCAACAGCGCUUCUCGAAGCAAUCGAAGAGUCAAAGAUUUCAAUCAUUGUGUUCUCUGAAAACUAUGCAUCCUCCAAGUGGUGCUUGGAAGAACUUGUCAAGAUCCUCGAGUGCAAGGAGUUAUACAAACAAAUGGUUUGGCCAAUUUUCUACAAAGUCAAUCCAUCGGAUAUACGAAAUUAUAGAGCUUGCUUUGGGGAGGCACUUGCUAAUCAUGAAUGCAAAUUCAAAGUUGACAUGGAGAAGGUCCAGAUAUGGAAGGCAGCUCUUAAAGAAGCGGCAAAUUUGUCAGGGUGGACUCUCUCAGAGCAUCGUUCUGAAUCCAGUUUUAUUCAUGACAUCGUUGGAGAGAUUUCAAAGCAAGUCAUAAACCAUACAUAUUUGGAUGUGGCCAAGUACCCAGUUGGAAUAAAAUGUCGUGUGCAAGAGAUCCUUGAGCUUUUAGAUGUUGAGGGAAGAGACGUUCAUAUGGUAGGGAUAUGGGGGGCUGGUGGAAUAGGUAAGACAACAAAUGCUAAAGCUGUCUAUAACUCAAUUGCUCAUAAAUUUGAAGGGAUUUGUUUUCUGGAAACUGUUAGAGGAAAUUCAAUGGGUGCCAAAGGCCUUGUCAAACUACAAAAGACACUUCUUCGUGAGAUUCUAAAGGAAACAAAAUUGAAGGUGGCCAAUGUAGCUAGAGGAAUCACUAUGAUCAAGGAAAGGUUGCAGUACAAAAGAGUUCUUUUAGUUCUGGAUGAUGUGGAUGACAUGGAUCAGUUAAACAAGUUGGCCGGUGACCCUAGUUGGUUUGGUAUGGGUAGUAAAAUCAUCAUAACAACAAGGGAUAAGAAACUGCUGAGAGGUCAUUGUGUUAAUUUGAUAUACGAGGUCAAGGAAUUGGACCAUGAUGAAGCUCUCGACCUUUUCAGUAUGAAUGCCUUUAAAAGAAGUCAACCUUCAGAUGGUUAUGUAGAACUCACAGAACGUGCAAUAUGCUAUGCUCAAGGCCUUCCAUUGGCUUUGACUAUUCUAGGUUCUUCUCUUUGCAAUGAAAAUGCAGAGCUAUGGCAAGCUGCAUUGGAUGGUUUCAAAAGCAGCAAAAUUCAAGAUAUUUUAAAACAAAGUUACGAUGGAUUGGAUGAGAGAGUAGUGAAGGAAGCUUUUCUUGACAUUGCAUGUUUCUUUAAAGGUGAAGAGAGAGCACAUGUGAUAAAAAUACUAGAAGCUUGUGGCUACAAUCCAAAGUAUGUUAUCAAUGUGCUCAUAGAAAGGGCCCUCAUCAGUAUCGAUCGUUAUGAUUGCAUCUGGAUACAUGACUUGGUAGAAGAAAUGGGUAGAGAUAUAGUCCACCAACAGUCACCCAAUGAUCCUGGAAACCGUAGCCGGUUGUGGUUUCAUAAAGAUGUUUACUAUGUUCUGACAGAGAAUACUGGAACAACCAAUGUUAUAGGCAUCAAGGUGGAGCUGCCUGAAGAUUCAGAUGUGAUAUGUUUAAGUGGUACCACUUUCUCCAACAUGCGAAAUCUUAGACUUUUUAUACACCGUUCCGGAUGCUAUUCUGGAUUUGUUGAUAAUUUACCAAAUAGCUUAAAGGUAGUUGAUUGGCCCGACUGUGACUUACAAUUUUUGCCAUCCAAUUCAAUUCCAAGAGAACUUGCUCCAAUCAAUAUGCCUAGGAGCCGCAUCACAGUAUUGGGAGAUGGAUUCAAGCAUCUGAUAAAUCUGACAUCAAUAGAUUUAGAAGAUUGUCAAUACCUAACAAAAGUCUCGGACAUAUCUGGAAGCCCAAACUUACAACGUUUGAAUCUAGAUCAUUGUAAAAAUUUAGUUGAAGUGCAUCCUUCUGUUGGAUACCUUGAGAAACUUAAUUAUUUGAGUCUUUGGAACUCCCCUAGGCUUGAGACUUUUCCCACAGAAGUCAGUUGGAAAUCCAUGAGGGAGCUUCUGCUUCGCUCUUGUAAAAGGCUCGAGAGUUUCAUAAACAUUGUGCACAAGAUGGAGUCCAUUACAUAUAUGACUCUAAGGGGAAGUGGCAUAAAAGAACUGCAUUCAUGGAUUGGAUGUUGCACUUCCUUGGAAAUUUUGGAUUUGGGUGGAACUCCAAUCAAACGACUGCCUUCAACAAUUGAAAAUCUUACUUCUUUGAGAGAAUUGAAGUUGUCAGGAAUUCCCAUUAAAGAACUGCCUUCAUCGGUUGGGUACUUUACUUCCUUAAUGGAAUUGGACGUGUCUAAAACUCUUAUUGAAGAAUUGCCUUCAUCAAUUGAAAAUCUUACUUCUUUAACAAAAUUGGAGCUGUCUGAAACCUUCAUUACAGGAUUGCCAUCAUCAAUUUGGUAUCUCACUUCCUUGGAGGAAUUGGACGUGUCUGGAACUCUCAUCGAAGAAUUGCCUUCAUCAAUUGAGUAUCUCACUUCUUUAAGAGAAUUGAAGCUGUCUAAGACUCGCAUCAAAGAAUUGCCUUUAUCAAUUGGGUGUCUCACUUCCUUGGAGGAAUUGGACGCGUCUGAAAGUCUCAUCGAAGAAUUGCCUUCGUCAAUUGAACAUCUUACUGCUUUAACAGAAUUGAAGCUGUCUAAAACUCCCAUUAAAGAACUGCCUUCAUCAAUUGGUUUUCUCACUUCAUUGCGGGUAUUGGAUGCUUCUGAAACUCUCAUUGAAGAAUUGCCUUUGUCAAUUGGAAAUCUCAUUGGCCUUGAUGAUUUAGCACUAAAAGGAUGUGCAAACCUUACAAAUGUGCCGCACAGUGUUUACGGAGGGCUGCAACAGCUACGAUUUCUAGACCUCUCUUGGUGCCCAAAACUGGUGACAUUUCCAAGUAGGGCGAGCGCUUUGGUUUCAUCAAGUGCAGAAUCUCUUCCUUUGAUGCUUCCAACUAAUUCAAACAAUGGGCAUGAUCAUCCUGGUUCAUUAUUGUUUCCCCAGCUACUGCGUCUUGAUUUUGAAGGAUGCAAAUUAUCAGUCUCUGAUUUCCUAAUGAAUCUUGACUGUGUGUCCACAUUACAGAGACUUAAUUUACUUGGAAGCAGUUUUGAUAGUCUCCCAGCAUGCAUCAGCAAAUUUCUUCAGUUGAAAUCUCUUGAUUUAAGUGGUUGCAAGAGGCUUAGAGACAUUUCAGAACUCCCACCAAAUAUAGCAUAUAUAAAUCUGGAUGAUUGCGUAUGGUUGGAAAGAUUUUCAAAUUUGUCCAAUAAACUGGAACAGAAAGACACUCCAGUACUUCCUCACAGGAUGGACUUGUCUAAUUGCCAUAGACUGGUAGAUAAUCUUGGCACAGACAUGGUGUCGAAGAUGGCAAAAGCAUUACUGAAUCAGAUGGUGUAUGACGCCUCACAUCGGAACGGGAAGUACUGGAAUAUUAUACUUCCAAGUCUCCCGGGAAUUGGAGUUCCAAAGUGGUUUGACAGGGGUGAGGUCGACACUAGUGUGCUUCGUGGUCAUGAAAUUUUGAUAAAAAUCCCUAGGAAUUUGAAGGGUGAGAGAAUAGGAUUGGUUGUCUGUGUUGUUUUUGAAAUUACCAAAGAUUUUUCCCGUGAUUAUUGUGGUUGUGCUGUGACUGUUGUGAUUGAUAAAAAAAAGGAUCAUGACAGUGUUUGCCCUUAUUAUGACUCAGAAAAGAGAAAAGCGACAGAGUCAUCGGCUCAUGAUCAUGUAUACGUGUGGCUGACAUGUAUUGAUUUCAAGGAGCUACAGGUGGUGGAUCAUGUGGUUCGAGUGAUUUUUGACUCAGAUGGCAAAGGGUUGCUCCUAAAAGGUUUAGGGGUCCACCUGGCUGAUAUGAAAGAGGAUCAUGCAAAUGGUGAAGACUUGGCACGAGAAAGAUAUAGGCAGAGCAUUUCUGAUCAGGUGGCUUUGGACGUAGAAGGGGCAGCUGUAUCAUCAUUAGUAUCAGAUGACACCAAUUCCGGGGAAGUGCAUGAUGAUCAUCAUGAUGGGGAGCAAGAUCAAGAACAAGAACAAGAACAGGAACCUCAUCUUCCAACCAAAAGAUUUGAAAACUUGGCAAGACAAACAAAUAUAGGCAGAGCAGUGUUAUCAUUUGUGAGGUGCUUUGGAAUUACCUGCUUGUGAUUUUGGUCACGCACAAGGUGCAGCUAGCUCUAGAAUCAUCAAGUACCAAUCGAGUCCUUGAAGUACACUAUGAUCAUUAAUAGUUGGAUUCCAGUUAGAAGAAGCCUUUCUUUUGCCGAAGUUGAUAUCCAAGGAUGACGGUUGAUGGUGAUAGGCAGAGGCACCAAUUGAUCUGGACUAGCAUGUGAUGGUCAUCUCUCGAUCAAUCCACACGAACAAGGCUGGGUUUGUCCUUCAAUUUCAAUUUGUGUCUGCUUAUUGGUUGUCUGUGUUUAAGUAUAAUGUAUUUGAGAGAGAUUGAUGAGA